AUGAUUAAAAUAGUUAUGUUUAUUGUAAAAAUAUGUGCUAGUGUUAAUAAUAUUUACUAUUAUUUUAGUGAAGAAAUGUUGGAAAUUGAAUACAACUACAUAAUUUCUAAACAUUUAACUUAUAGCAGAACAAAGGAUACAACAACAUUUAAUUAUUCACAAUUUUUAAAUGAUAAACAUGAAUUAGUAGUUUACUUUUUAUCAAAAUUGACCUCAUUUAAAUAUAAUUCUAAAAAAGAAGUUUGUCAUAUUUUUAAAAGAAUUAUUGAAAAAUAA
Hepatospora eriocheir is the source of this 276-nucleotide messenger RNA. The record is from the annotation of a GenBank genome assembly. Lineage: Eukaryota; Fungi; Microsporidia; Hepatosporidae.